GUUAGUUGCCUCCCAGAAGAUGCUACAGUCAUGAACUGCAUUCUCCAUAUCUUAUAUGGCACAUCAUCAUGCAUCUACUGUCCCGACUUUGAAACUAUCACUCAGACAUUUGAGACUCUCCAAAAGUAUGGUUGCCGGCUCUCCAAAUGCAUUCCCCAGGACUCCGAGAUUUUCACUGACCUCAUCUGCCAUGCAGCAGAACCAAAUACAGAUGCACUGAAAGUUUAUAUGCUGGCAGCUUCACAUGGUUUCAAAGAACUUGUGGUCCAGUGCUCUUACUAUGCACUUCGCAUCCCCAUCAGUAGGAUUGAUGAAGGCAGCUCUAUCAUGAUGGGGCUGCUGUAUCUGCUUCACUUGUUGCAGCUCCAUGUGACUCAAAGAGCUGCACUUCACAGAUUGCUUAUGGAGCCACCAGAGCAUCAUGAAGAUAUGCCAUUUUGCAACUGGAGGAGGCAAAUAGGGACAACGAGGGCAUAUGGUCUGAUUGCUGGCUACUGUUAG
Messenger RNA from Cantharellus anzutake, 501 nucleotides. RefSeq lists its product as uncharacterized. The annotation marks the transcript as partial. Lineage: Eukaryota; Fungi; Basidiomycota; Agaricomycetes; Cantharellales; Hydnaceae. The record is from RefSeq and is a predicted model, not a curated record. The transcript is spliced from 2 exons.